AUGGGUUGGGAGAAGGAUUACGCCCAUCGGAUUCUGGCGACAUGGUUAAUAGGAGGGCUGGUCGUCGGAGUUUCGUUGCUGGGUUUCCGUUUUGCUUUGCCGCCGCUGAGUAUUAGCAAUAAGAAGAAGAAGAGACCGAUAAGGGUUUACAUGGAUGGCUGCUUCGACAUGAUGCAUUAUGGUCACUGUAAUGCUCUCCGCCAAGCCCGAGCCCUCGGCGAUCAGUUAGUCGUUGGCAUUGUCAGCGAUGCCGAAAUUAUUGCCAACAAAGGGCCGCCGGUUACUCCCCUCGACGAGAGGAUGAUCAUGGUCAGUGCUGUAAAAUGGGUGGAUGAAGUUAUUUCUGAUGCUCCUUAUGCUAUCACAGAAGAUUUCAUGAGAAAGCUAUUUGAUGAAUACAAUAUUGAUUACAUCAUCCAUGGGGAUGAUCCGUGCGUUCUUCCAGAUGGGACUGAUGCUUAUGCCCUUGCUAAGAAGGUUGGCCGUUAUAAACAGAUAAAGCGCACUGAGGGGGUAUCAAGCACUGAUAUCGUUGGUCGUAUGCUUCUCUGCGUUAGAGAGAGAUCAACUGGAGACAAGCAUAGCCACUCCUCUCUGCAGCGACAAUUCAGCCAUGGUCACAGUCAGAAAUCCGAAGAUGGUAGCUCUGGUAGUGGAACGCGGAUAUCCCAUUUUCUGCCUACGUCACGUAGGAUCGUUCAAUUCUCCAAUGGCAAGGGACCUGGACCUGAUGCACGUAUAGUUUACAUCGAUGGUGCAUUUGAUCUUUUCCAUGCUGGACAUGUGGAGAUACUGAGGCUUGCACGAGGGCUGGGUGACUUUCUUCUUGUUGGCAUCCAUACUGAUCAAACUGUCAGUUCAAAUAGAGGAGCUCACCGCCCAAUUAUGAAUCUUCAUGAAAGAAGCUUAAGUGUUCUGGCAUGCCGAUAUGCAGAUGAGGUAAUUAUUGGUGCUCCAUGGGAGGUGUCCAAAGAUAUGAUAACAACCUUCAACAUCUCUUUGGUUGUGCAUGGGAGUGUAGCUGAGGAUAAUGAUUUUGAGAAGGAGAAGCAGAGAAAAUAUUCUGUUCCAAUCAGUCUUGGAAUCCUUAAGCUACUGGAAAGUCCUCUGGAAAUAACAACUAGCACUAUAAUCAAGAGGAUUGUGUCAAAUCACGAGGCAUACCAGAGACGAAAUGAGAGAAAGGGUGAAAGUGAGAGAAGGUAUUACGAAGAUAAAAAAUUUGUGUCCGAUGCCUGA
Striga hermonthica is the source of this 1239-nucleotide messenger RNA. NCBI's taxonomy places the organism in Eukaryota, Viridiplantae, Streptophyta, Magnoliopsida, Lamiales, Orobanchaceae. The record is from the annotation of a GenBank genome assembly.